AUGAACACAAUUUUAUCAACGCUGAUGAGAGGCGUCUUCUGGAUAAUUACCAUAAUAACCAAGGGUCUCGAGGCUCUCGUUCACGUAGAGCUGGACUAUAAUGGUUUUACGAAAUUCUUGUUUUACACAUUCCUUGCAAGCACUGCACUUCUUUUUUGGUAUUUGAAUGGUAUCCAACCGGAAUAUUAUAUCGAUGAGGCUUUCCACGUACCUCAAACGUUACGAUAUUGUGCGUGGAAUUUUACGGAGUGGGAUCCUAAAAUCACUACGUUGCCAGGCUUAUACUUUAUUACCAGCGUGAUAUUGUCUCCAUUUAAUCUUUGCGACAUUACUUACAUGAGAGGCAUAAGUGUACUUGGAGCUUUCAUAAAUCUCUAUCUUUUUUUUAACAUUAUAAAGGAGAAUUGGAUGUCACAGAUGGAUUGGUGGAACAAAUGGUCGAUUAUCGGACUGACACAUAAUCUUACUCUUUUUCCACCAUUGUAUUUUUGGUCCUUUUUUUAUUAUACGGACGUUAUGUCUGUGAACAUGGUGCUUUUAAUGUUUUAUCUGCACCAACGUAAGCACACUAUGAUGGUGGCCCUUGCAGGUUUACUAGCCGUGCUCAUUCGUCAGACGAAUAUUAUUUGGCUCGGUUUCUUUACUAUAGAACGCGCAUUAGAUAUAUUUGAUAGCAGGAUGAAGGAGCCUGUCCCACCCAAAAAGCUCAGUACUUCAUUGCACUUUUUUUUAAUUUGGAGGCAACUAAUGUACGAAUUACGCAAAGGUCCACUGUGCUUCGUCAAGUUCGUUGCGCAGAUAUGCGGUAGUCUACUUCCUUACUUAACGGUAUGCCUCAUGUUCGUUACUUUUGUCGUGUGGAACGGAGGCAUAGUGGUCGGCGAUCGUAGUGCCCAUGUUGCAACGAUCCACGUUUGUCAGAUAUUUUAUUUCUCCACCUUCGUUUCUCUGUUCUCAUGGCCAUACGUUAUACCUCAUUGGCAAACGUGUUUGCGAUUCCUUCGUCAGCAUUGGAUUUUCGCGAGUGGUGCUAUCGCGUUGAUGGCCGCAAUAAUAUGUUCCAAUACGCUCGUUCAUCCGUACAUUUUGGCUGAUAAUCGACAUUACUCGUUUUACGUGUGGAAUCGAUAUAUGGGCCGAUACGCGGAAUUCAAGUACCUGCUGAUACCGAUUUACUGCGCGAGCCUGUUCGCCAUGUCACGGAACAUUGCUCAUUUGAGAUUUCUCACACAGAUUAAUUAUGUUAUUUGCGUGUGCGUGGUGCUGAUACCUCAAUUAUUGGUAGAACCGCGUUAUUUCAUCCUGCCGUACAUAUUUUACCGUUUAAAUAUGAAGAGGCCAGAAAGAUGGCAGAUUCUUUGCGAAUUCUUCACGAUACACGCUAUCAAUUUCUUGCAAAUUACGAUUUUUGCCACCAAAGUAUUUUAUUGGAAGGAUCAGCCUUAUGCUCAGCGAAUUUCUUGGUGAAAUUUACAACGCUGAAUCUACAAAAUAAAAAAGAACUCU
Molecule: messenger RNA, 1506 nt
Organism: Mycetomoellerius zeteki
Lineage: Eukaryota; Metazoa; Arthropoda; Insecta; Hymenoptera; Formicidae
Gene: Alg10
Product: alpha-1,2-glucosyltransferase Alg10
Exons: 4
Coding region: 1-1467 (488 amino acids)
Biological process (GO): dolichol-linked oligosaccharide biosynthetic process; protein N-linked glycosylation
Cellular component (GO): endoplasmic reticulum
Molecular function (GO): dolichyl pyrophosphate Glc2Man9GlcNAc2 alpha-1,2-glucosyltransferase activity
Source: RefSeq, a predicted model, not a curated record